CAGCAUUUGCAGCAACAACACUUGCAGCAACAGCAACAAAAUCAACAUCUCACCCAGCAACAGCAGCAGCAACAACAGCAGCAGCAGCAUCAGUCACAGCAACAUUUGCAACAGCAACAGCAUCAACUAACCGCACAAAUACAAACCAUGAAGGAUCAACCGCAACAACCUAUGGCACCCAUGGCCUUCUAUCCCACCUGGCAGGCCGAUCCCUCACAGGGCUGGCAAAAUCAGUUCAUACAGCAGAUACCACAGAAUACUCCAGCCAUCACAUCGCUCAACUCCUUGGAAUUCCAGACGCAGUCCUAUGCGUAUCCAUCAAAUGGCUAUGUACAGACCGGUCUCGGAUUUGAUCCCAGCUACGGACGCUCCCCCUAUGGCGCGCCCGUGCAACGCUACGACUUCCAGAGUCAACAGCUCUCCAGUGCACCCAUCAAUCAGGUGGGACUACAGAGUGGCAUUGCGGGUUUCGCGCCCAGUGGUGUUAGCUACGCAGGACAAGUGUCGACAGCGCCAGCGCCUCCAGCCGUCGGAUUGCAGCAACAGCAGCAUCUGGGCGUUGCGAGCGACCUUAAUAAGACGAUGUCGGGAAACGACACGCCUGGAUAUCCGCGGGUGAGCAGCGUGCCGCCGCGCUCACUCAAUUGUAACGGGUAUUCAGGCGAUUACAGCGGUGCCAACAGCAACAGCAACAACAACAACAACAGCAACAGACGACGACUGGUGCAGGAGCACGUUAGCAACAACAACAGUAACAACACACAACAGCAACAGCAACAGCAAUCUGUUGCCCAGCCAGCAGCCUCACCCAUGCAGCCGCCCAAUGUGGCACAACAAGCGGUGCCACAGUCCCCCACGCGCACUCUUAUACAACAGCAGCAGCAACAACAACAGCCGCGUCAUGUCUCCCAAUCGCCAGUUAGCCAAGGUCAGGUGCCACCCUCGCCCAAUGGCAAUGGACUGCAGCCCUACGUGCAACAACAACAGCAGCAACAACAGCAGCAGCAGCAGCAGCAGCAGCAUCUGUCCUCGCCACCACAGCCGGCCAUGCAGGACUGGAAUUGGCAGCAGCAACAACAGCAACAGCAGCAGCAACAACAGCAGCAGCUUAGCAGCGAUCCCUACCAGCAACAGGGCGAACGGGUGCACCUAAAUACACGCAUCAAGUCGAUGAUAAUGCGCAAGAGUGAUCCAAAGGAUCCCAUGGCCAGUGCCACAGCACCCGUGCCGGACCUGCAUAUGCAAAGCUCUGUCGUGCCGGGCGGCGCUCCAGCUGGGCAGCAGCAACAGCAACAACAACAGCAGCAGGCCGGUCAUUUUUUAUCGUAUAGCCACCAUCUCCGCACGGACACGGCGCUGAGCGCCAAUGGCUCCAGUGGCGCACAGCAACAGCAGCAGCAACAACAACAACAACAACAGCAGCAACAAAGUCUUGCGCCAGAGCCGAUCGGAGGUGGUGGCGAUCAAAUAUGGAAGCCGCAUCACGCCAACUCGUUUAAGAAGCCCGCCCUCAACAGCGGCUAUCCAGACGCUCAUAAUAUGCAGGCGGGCCAGCACACGACCAUCAAUCACAGUCUACAGCCACCUGUGGAAUCAUUACCAGCGGUGCAACAGCCACCAGCACCACCACCUAUCACAACACAACCGAAAAAGUCACGCAGUCGCAGUAAAGCGAGUCGUGCUGCGGCCGAAGCAGCAGCCGAAAUUGAUCGCAAUUCCACAGAUCCAGGUGGUGGUGGUGGUGGGGGACUUAAGCCUUUAGAUAAACUGGGAUAUGCACCACCCACAGCUGCCACCCACUAUCCACCACCCAGUCAGGACUAUCAUCAGCAAUACAUAAAAACAGAGCCAGGACUAUUGCCACCGCCGCCACCACCGCAGCCCAACAAGAUGGAAGGUUACGAGCGUAACUAUCAAAAUUUCAUACAGUACGCAGACUUCUGCCAGAACGAUACUCAGGCAGCGGCGGCGCAAGCGCAGGCACAGGCGCAAGCACAGGCACAGGCGCAGCAAGCACACCAUGGCCAGCAGGACUAUGCCAGUUAUCAUCAUAAUUCGGCGUAUUAUGGAGCCGGUGCCGGCAGCUUUCAGCAGAACUUCCAACAGAACUUUGUGCCCGGCUAUCAGCAUGCGGCUGCCUAUGGCGGUCAUGGGCAUGGCAUGCAUCAUGCGCCCGGCAAGAGCAGCGCCUCUAAUGGACCGCACAAAAGUGGAAUGCAUCAUGGCAAUAGCUCCAUGUUGGAGCUGGAUCGAAAGCCGGACACGAAUAGCAUCAUACCACUGCCCACUAACUAUGAAAAGGAUAUACCGGCGCAUGCAUACCCCAUACCUCCGCAUCGCUAUGCGUUGGGCCACGGUGCGCCGCCUCCACAUUUGGGUCAUGGACAUGCCGGCAUGCUCGAGCCCAAGCUGGAGGAUAUGGGCAUGAUGUCGCAUAACUUUCCCUACAUCGGCGAUGCCAAGAGCAAUGGCUUCUCGUGUUGUCGACAGGGUGGCACGCGUGCUCCUACAGCCGAGCAUCUGAAGGAUGGCAGCUGUCUUGGCAGCAUACAGCCCAAGGAGGAGAUUCUCGAUGAGGAUGAGCUAGCCGAGGCGCACAAUGGCGCCAAGUCGAAGACGAAGGGCAAAAAGCCGGAGGAAAUACCCGAGAUUAUUGUGAAACAUGAGAAAAUAAAUCCCAUGUUCGAUACCACGGACCGUUUGGAGAAGGGUAACAAGACAGAAAUACCCGAGUGCGAGUGCUUUCAGUCGGACAAAAAUCCACCAGAGCCAGGAACUUAUUACACUCAUCUGGGCACUGCAUCUACGCUUUCUGAGUUGCGGCGCGAGUUCGAGGAACGCUGUCAGCUUAGUGGCCGUCAACUGCGUAUUGAGAAGAUUAUCUACACCGGCAAAGAGGGCAAGACCUCGCAGGGAUGCCCGGUAGCCAAGUGGGUUAUCAGACGUGCCGAUCCUGAGGAGAAAAUUCUAGUGGUUGUAAAGAAGCGACCUGGUCACAGGUGUUUGGCGGCCUACAUUGUUGUUUGCAUGGUGGCUUGGGAUGGUAUGCCACGCCUGGAGGCGGAUAAUGCUUACAAGAAUCUGAUUCCGAAGCUCAAUAAGUUUGGACUGCCCACCACGCGUCGCUGUGCCACCAACGAGAAUCGCACUUGCGCUUGCCAAGGUCUUGAUCCCGAAUCCUCUGGCGCUUCGUAUAGCUUUGGCUGCUCAUGGUCCAUGUACUAUAAUGGCUGCAAGUAUGCGCGCUCGAAGACCGUACGCAAAUUCCGACUCUCCGUUAAGAGCGAGGAGGCGGCCAUUGAGGAUCACAUGAAUCUAAUUGCCACGAUACUGGCGCCCGUCUUCAAACAGGUCUGUCCACGAUCCUACGACAAUCAGACCAAGUACGAGCAAGAGGCAUCCGACUGCCGGCUUGGCUUGGAGGCAGGCAAACCCUUCUCGGGCGUAACCGCCUGUCUCGAUUUUUGCGCGCACUCUCAUCGUGAUCUCCACAAUAUGCAGGAUGGUUGCACUGUCCAUGUGGCACUGCUGAAGCCAUCUAAUCGCGACAGCCGCCUGCCUGACGACGAACAAUUCCAUGUUCUUCCUCUGUACACCAUGGACGGCACGGAUGAGUUUGAGAGCGUCGAGGGGCAACGCGAUAAGCAUCGCACAGGCGCGGUGCAAAUGCUGGACAAAUUUCCCUGCGAAGUACGUGUACGUUCGACCCCUUUGAUACCCUGUCGUCGUCAUGGUAAGAAGCGUAAAGAAGAUGAGGCAGCGCCUCCGGAUGGCGAACAGGACGCGACUGGCGAUGGCAAUGGUAACAAUAAUUCCGCCAACAAUGGCUCUCAGUCAUUAGGCGGCCAGACGCAAAGCAGUCCGCCCGCCAUUAAGAAGGAGAACGUAGCCAAUGGGGCUGGCAACAGCUCUGGAGGCGGUGGCAGCAGCAAAUCAAAGUCAAAGUCCAAAUCCAAUCAGUCCAAUAACUCCAGCGCUUCAACCCCAGGCUCGGCCCCGCCCUCGACUCCCUCGCCACGCUGCCAAACGCCCGUAACCAACAAUCCCAGUCCGGCAGGCAGCGCCUUUAGCACGCCACCCGUAAAUCAGCAUAACACCAGCGGCAACACCAACAAUAACACAAAUCCAGCCGGGGGUGUGGCGAAUGCACCACCCGGUGCGACGCCCAACCAGUUAAUGAGCUCCAACUCCAGCCUGAUGAAUAUGGCUACCAUGAUAGACACGUUUACGGACGCCCAGUUGCAAUCCAAUCAGAUCUCGAGCACGGUGCUGGACUCACCGUACUCCUAUGACUAUCAGACUGGCUCUUAUAUUGAUUCGCGCAACUACUACGGCAACUGGCCCCCACAUGGUCACAUGGGCAUGGGCGCCGCCGCACCUACUGCUCAGGCAACAGGCAGUACGGCUUUAACACCAACCACGCCUACGCCAGGAGCACCGCUCACCCAGCACACUACUACGCCGGCACCAGCAACAGCCACGCCAACCGCUAUAGCCACCGCGGCUACAGCGACCGCGGUGCCACCUGCUGCCACGGCCACGCAACACGAUGCCAACAACGGCUAUACGCCCAGUUAUAACAAUCUGACGGCUACAUCGUUAACGCCAGCGGGCGCAGUGCAGCAACAGCUGGUCGGCGAGCUGAAAAGCCGCGGAGGUAGCGAGGAGAACCCGGACUCCACAACGCUGGUCAAUCAUAACUUAGUCGACAAGGGCUUCGUGAAACCGAAACCACCGCCAAGCGACUAUCAGUACACAACGCAAUAUCCAAACAACUAUCAAAUGUACCCGCCGCCACAUUCCGCCUACUCCGCCUACGAUGCAUACUCAAACAUGAACUACAACUACGGCUAUCAUCAUCAGGCGUAUUCGCCCUACGGCAUGUAUCCUCAGCAGACGCCACCGCCCACGCCACCACCGCCCUCGCCCAACUGGAAUGUGUAUGGCCAUCAUCAGAGUACGGGCACUUAUACGCCCACCGCGCUGCCGCCCAGCGGCGGUGCUGGUGGUACUCUAUUGGCCACACAUACUGCAACCACCGCACCAUUGGCACCACAGCAUAAGCCCACAGCCAUGGCGCCGGCGCCGCAGGCAACAACCUUGCCUACCCAAGCGGCCCCCCUAACCACCCCCCAGACCAUCUUGCCCGAUCUCAGCAGCAACAACAGCAACAGCGCCACCGGCCUGACAGAAGCACCGCUUACGCCCACCGCGCCGUCCAAUGGCAGUGUGGCUGCAGUCAUUGUUGGGGCUGGCGGAACUGGUGGUGCCACGCCAGGAAAUCAGGAUGCACCCGUCAGCAACGAUGCCAAUGGCUCCAACUCGUCCAGCAACAACUCCUCAAGCACAACCACCACAGUGGCGCCUGCCAGCACAAAUUCGAACAAAAUUGAGCCCAUCGGCGAGGUUGCCGAAAUUAAUGAGAACCUCGAGGCGUUUCAGGACCCCCAAAUGGGUGGUGUGGCCAUUGCGCUCAAUCAUGGCAGUGUCCUGAUCGAGUGUGCAAAGCAUGAGAUGCAUGCGACGACGGCGGUUCGUCGUCCGGAUCGUCAUCAUCCGACGCGCAUGACGCUGAUAUUUUAUCAGCAUCGCAACUUGAAUCGGGCGCGUCACGGCAUCGAUGAGUGGGAGGAGAAGAUGCGUGUGAAAAAAAUCAACACGGACCUCGAUAACAAAGCCAAAGAGGAGCGCGAACGUUUGCUCAAGAAAGCAGCCGCAGAUGAUGAUGAGGAUGAUGAUAUGCACGAGGAUUUGGCGACAUCAGCGGCCGCAACAACGGCAGCAACAACCACCCCCAUCAAGAAGGAAAGCAACGGCAAUCAGUUGAAAAAUGGCAGCAGUGGCGCCACAGGGACGGGUGGUGCUGCCUCAGGCAGUAAAAAGAAGAAAAGUGACUCAUCGAAGAGCAAACACAAUAACAAUGCCAACGAGCAGUCAAAAAACGAGAAAGUUGCCCUCCACGCACCAACACUAACAACAACGUCGUGGACAACCCUGUUUCCUAUGCAUCCCUGUGUGGUUACGGGGCCCUAUCAGGAGGGCAAUAGCAGUCCCACAUCGUCCACGACCAAUGGCCAGGCCCAGGCGUCAGGCGCGCAUCCGCAGUCGCAACCGCAGCCGCCAGUUCAGCAAACUUGAGCGAACGUCGCCUGUAUUGGUAAAUCAGCCACAACAACGUAAUUCGUUUUAUUUUUGUCAUUUUUUUGUGAAAUAUGUUGUAAGCAAAAUUUCAUAAUUAAUCCGAAGCCGCAGCUGCGCUUUAAUUUUAAGCCACAACGACUGACAAACACACACACAACAAAUGAAAACAUAUUCUCUCAAAAAUUAUUUUUGUAAACGCGUCUAAUUUCGUGUGCCAUAUGAUGAUGAUGAUUAAAAAGAUGAUGAAGAUUUAUAAAGAUGACGAGGUUUGAUAAAGAUGAUGAUGAUGAUGAUGUUGAAAAUAAAAUCCCCAGUAGCGCUGCCUGCCGCUGCCAGUUGACACCAUUCCAGCAAGAGAGCCAAGUCCUCAGAUAAACUAAGUUCUAAUGUGGUCGGAAACUCGCGAUACCCGAACUUUGAAUAAAGUUAAAAAUCACGAGUUUCUGACCACUUAGACAAAACAAUUACAGCUACACACACACUCAUCUAGUUUAUAUAUGCAGCUAUUUCUUAAAGCAUCUGUUGCACAUUUUAGUUUAAUGUUUUACUCUACAAACAACAACAACAUCCACACUACAUACACACGAGUAUAAUGACAACUAACAAACUACAUCAACUAAUUGAAAAUGAAAGAAACUAAUAGAAAACAUAAUUUAGUUGCUUGAGUUUCGCGCUCGUAGGAAACAACAACAAAACUAAAGAAAAGAAGAGGAUUACGAACGAAAAGUCAAACUGUUAGUGGAAGGAAAGAUCAUUGCCAAAAGUACAAAUAAACCAUUUUUUAACGCAAACUUAAACUAGAAGAAAAGAAAAUGAAUUUCGCUACAAAAAAAAAAAAAAACAAAUAAUAGUUGGUAACAAGUUUUUACUACAAACAAAGGUUAAAAGAAAUGGAAACAAAACAAAAGGUCGUAACCAAAUUAAACUACAAGCAGAUAUAUUUUAAAAGUAAAACUUCAUAGCACCUCCUCACACACCCAUACUCGCGCAGACACACACACACUCACACAAUUUGCAUGCAGCUUGGCGCCGUAAUAUUACAGGCGUUCAGCUUCCAUGUAAAUUGUUAUUGUUCUUUAUGCCUAGUACGCAGUAGAGAAGUUCUUCUAAAAACUUUAAAUCCGCUUUUAAAAUAAACUAGCAAUUCAUUUUAAUGAUUAUACAGUCUAUAGCUCUGUCAUGACUGCUGUAGGGCUUACAUAAAUUUUAUUCCUUUUCAACUGCUGACAGUCAUACUGUAAUGUUAACAACUUGUUUGCUGUUACGCUUACCCUAGUCCGCCAUGUUGUUCUCAUGUUCAACUGCUUACAGUCGUACUGUACAGGAUUACCUGCUGUUAGGAUUACCUUGGUCUGUUAUGUGGUUUACAUGAUGGCUGUUAAAUUUAACAUUUACAACUUUGUUGCGUACAUUUAAGCUGCAGGUUAACCAAUUUUCUGUUUAACACUCCUAUUCUCGUACAAAAGACGAUUUUUUCAGACCCCAACACACUUCUCUGCUGCCUAAAAGGCUUUAAAGCAUAUGCCGCACUCUUGUCUGUCACAAGUGGCCUACAAAAAUGCAGCAUUUGCAGCAUAAAAUACAAAUAUGAAAUAAUCGAGCGAGCAAGCGAAAAGGCAACUAUACAUCAAAAUUAAACAAAAAUUAAUUGGCAUGUGUAUUUUUUGAGAAACAUGCAUCAGGCCACAGAUUUUUUUGAGCAGCAAAUGCGUCGAAGUACUACAUACGAGUAAAAAAAUGCUGUAAUGCAAAACAUACAAGUAGUAAGCAGAAAACAAGCAACAAGACAUCUUUUAAACUUAACACUAAUUUAAUUUAAGUUAAGCCAGUAGACAAGAUACAAGAGCAAAACAACAGCAACAAAACAAUACAAACUAUAAACUAAUUACAUACAUUUGUACAACAAAUUAGUGGUAUAUUUAUUUAUGCGCCGUAACAGAAAAUCAAAGCAAAUUAUUUUUAAAAAUAUGCUGUAAAUGUAAAUGCGAAUUAAUUAAAUAAUGAAGACUCGAAACCAAGCAAGUAUUAAGCAUGCAAAACUAUAAAUUUCAACACACAAACACACACACAUGCACAAGUAUGUAUGUGUUUUAUGCUUAUUAUUAUCAUUUAACUAAAUGAGUUCAUAAGUUCUAAGAAAAACUCAAUUCAUUUAUCCAUCCAUCCAAAAUGAUAAAAAAAACAAAUGGCAGCGCAACUGAAUUUCAAAUCAAAUUAGUCUAAAGGCAAAUACAAUUGAUGAUUAAAACAUGCGAGUAUGUAUUUCAACUCAAAGCAACUAUUUUUUGCACAAACAAACCAACAAA
Scaptodrosophila lebanonensis is the source of this 8447-nucleotide messenger RNA. RefSeq names its product DNA N6-methyl adenine demethylase (gene Tet). Gene Ontology annotation, molecular function: DNA 5-methylcytosine dioxygenase activity. The record is from RefSeq and is a predicted model, not a curated record. Gene Ontology annotation, cellular component: nucleus. Lineage: Eukaryota; Metazoa; Arthropoda; Insecta; Diptera; Drosophilidae. Gene Ontology annotation, biological process: positive regulation of transcription by RNA polymerase II; oxidative demethylation.